This is a messenger RNA of Mixia osmundae IAM 14324, 1515 nucleotides long. Its product is annotated as glycoside hydrolase family 71 protein. Bases 1 to 1515 code for a protein of 504 amino acids. Gene Ontology annotation, molecular function: glucan endo-1,3-alpha-glucosidase activity. The transcript has 4 exons. The record is from RefSeq and is a predicted model, not a curated record. Lineage: Eukaryota; Fungi; Basidiomycota; Mixiomycetes; Mixiales; Mixiaceae.
AUGCUACCAAGGCUUGCAUGGCUGGCGAGUCUGCUCAGCAUAGCCUCCAUCAGUGCAGCAAGAGCCUAUGACGACGAUCAAGGUUUCCAGAUUGGGCGAGCAAGUUUGUACGAGCAUCCCCAUGUCAAUGACAAUAGCGAGUUCUACGGGCAAGCUUCGGGCAAGCUCAGACGGAGAGACUGCCAGCCUUUGCUUCCCACUACACCCAAAUGGGUCUUUGCGCAUUUCGUCGUCUCCAAUGCUGCCAAUUAUACCGUGCAAGACUGGCAAAACGAUAUGACCCUCGCCUUCAACACGGGCAUCGAUGGUUUUGCACUCAGGAUAGGCACCAAUCCGUCCACGAUCGGCCAGGUCAACAUGGCCUACGUAGCUGCCAAUGCGACCGGUCUCAAUUUCAAGCUCUAUGUCGUCUUUGACAUGGAGCAAUUUGUCACUGCAGAUGAAAUGCUGCCAUACAUCACCACUUAUGGCUUGCAUCCCAACCAGUUCAUCUACGGCGCAAAGGUCUUUGCGAGCACAAUCGGCGGCGAGAACAUCACUACACUCGGCGAGGCGACACCAGCGCAAGGGUGGCAGACUGACUUUAAGCUCGCCUCGGCCAAAUCAGGCUAUCCCAUCUAUUUCGUGCCUGCAUUCCCAACGCUCGACAUUGCCUCUUUCUUUACCGCUGAGCCUGCAGCCGAUGGCGUCUCCAAUCUGGACGCCUGGCCCGUCGGACCGGCUGCCUCGAUGGACCUCAGCAACGCGACCGACAUCGAGUAUCUCGCGUCAGCAACUGAAGCUGGCAAGACGUACAUGUUGCCGAUCUCGCCAAGCUUCUUCUCACAUUCGAUCUAUCAGAACAGAGUGUACCGCACAGAUGACUGGGAAUAUUCAUCGCGCUGGGAGCAAGCUAUCGCACUCGGGCCAGAUUUUGUCCAGAUCUUGACUUGGAAUGACUAUGAGCGCAGCGACUACAUUGGCCCAAUCUCGACAACCCGGCCCGAGCCUGCAUUCGUGCCUGGCUACCCCCACACAGCCUUUUUGCUGCUCUCUCAAUUCUACAUAGCCCGAUACAAGCAGGGCGGAUUCCCUGUCAUCACAACUGAUGCGCUGGUAUUCUGGUACCGUACGUCCUCAAAGAACGCUGUCGCCCCUCUGGAUACGAUCGGACGACCAAAGGGAUACCAGAAUGUCGAUGAUAUGAUCUACGUGGAAGUCAUCUGUGUCUCGCCCGGCGAACUUACUAUCAGCUCAGGCGACGCGACAUCGACCACGCCCGUCAUUGCAGGCAUCAACAAGCUGAAGAUGGCAUUCAGGGAAGGCAAAGUCCAAGUCGUUCUGACCCGCAACGGUGGCGUUGUCCUUAACAGUUCGGGCACUGGACCUCUAAUCAACAAUACCAUCGCAGCCUACAAUUUCAAUCCGUAUGCGGAGCAGGUUAUCGCCGGCACUGUUGCUGUCGCGGCAACGAGCGCCGUCGGCUCUGCAACGAGCAGCAUGACAGCAGCAACACCAGCUUCGUCGGGAGUGUAG